GUUCCCAGCCCUGUACGCGCGCCGUUAGAUUGCGCAGCAGUGCGAAACGCGAUAGACAAGCUGAGAGAACUUCUUGCGUAACAGGGACACACGUUCAUGUGUCCCCGGUUCUCACUAUGGAACCGUUUUGCAAUGGGGAACCGUUUUGGGACAACGAGAAGACCUGGAACAACACCUGGCCUCGGUUCACCAGCUGUUUCCAGUCCACGGUGCUGGUGUGGGUGCCGUGUGCGUGGCUGUGGCUGACGGCGCCGUUCUACAUCUACUACCUCUGUACAGUCAGUCCACAGGUUUUGUCAUCAGUGGCCAAAUAUUUAGUAAAAUUGUUGGGUUGUGCUCUCCUCCUUCUGCUGUCUAUAGUGGACAUCGUCCAGUCUGUCAGUGACCACCGGACGAAAGGCAGCAACACCUACUUCCUGGCUGAUGUUGUUGCACCCAGUGUACAGUCUCUCACGUUUCUCCUCGCCCUGUUGUUUAUAUUCCUGGAGAGGAGGAAGGGCCUCAUCACAUCAGGUGUCCUGUUCCUGUUUUGGGUGUUUCAGAUAGUUGCCGGCAUCGUGCCCUUUUACUCCAAAAUAAAACUGCAGACAUACCAGCAGGACGUACUGAGGUUCAGCUUGUUCUACAUCUACUACUUCCUGGUGCUGGUUGAGUUUGGCUUCAGCUGUUUUGCUGAGACAGCCUGGAAUCCCCCAUCACAAAAGAUCCGAUGUCCGGAGACCGAGUCAUCCUUCUUGUCCAGGAUUACAUUCUGGUGGAGUAACAGGUUACUUUUCCAAGGAUACAAAAAGGCUCUCACCGAAGACGACGUGUCUGAUCUCCACCCUCGAGAAAAGUCAAUUAAUGUUGUGCCUCGUUUCCUUGUCAACUGGAACUAUGAAGUUGAAAAAGCCAGAGAAAAGGCUCGCAGACAAGGCAGACAGUCAGAUCCACUUGCAAGUGGAUCCUCCAGCUCUCAGGACAGCAAUGAGUACACUCCACUCAUACCAAAACAAGCACCUGCCGAGGAGGCCAAGUCAGACAAAACUGGACCAUUACCAUCACUUGUUCUUGCUCUGUGGAAAACCUUCGGUCUGGAGCUCCUCCAGUCUCAGUUCUGGAAACUUCUAUAUGAUGCCCUGUUAUUGUGCAACCCACUCCUACUUGGACAGCUGAUAGAGUUUGUAGAAAACAACCAGACCGAAGAAUGGAAGGGCUACACGUUCGGCGCCAUCUUGUUCGCAUCCAUGUCGCUACAGUCAGUCUUCUUCCAUGCCCUGUGGCAUCAGUCCACCUCCCUGGGUCUGAGAGUCAGGGCCAGCAUCAUCUCCGCAGUCUUCAGGAAGGCAUUGUCCAUCAACAACCAGGCCCGCCGUGAGUCCACAGUGGGGGAGAUAGUGAACCUGAUGUCGGUGGAUGCGGAGCAUGUGGAGGGGGUGUUUGGGUGGCUGUGGUCCACGUGGUCCAGCCUCCUCCAGAUCUGUGUCUCCCUCUACCUGCUCUACAACACACUGGGCGUGGCUAUGUUCGCUGGCCUCGGCUUUCUGCUCCUCCUCUUCCCCCUCAACGGCAUCAUCAUGACCAAGCUAGGCAAGUACCAGACGCAGCUGAUGGAGCAGAAGGACAUCCGGAUGAAAAUGGUAAACGAGGUGCUCAGUGGGAUGAAGAUACUGAAGCUGUAUGCCUGGGAGGACUCUUACAAGGAGAAGGUGAAGGAAGUCCGGGACCGGGAACUGGCCAUUUUGUUGAAAUCUUCCCUUAUCUCCAGCUCCCUCACAUUCUCAUGGACUGUGGCGCCAUACAUGGUUUCCCUGGUGACGUUUCUUACCUACAUCUACAUAACUGAAGACCACUACCUCAACCCACAAACAGCCUUCGUUGCCAUCUCACUGUUCAACAUCCUUCGCUUUGCAGUCAACAUGCUGCCGAUGGUGCUGACAGAUGUGGUCAAGGCAGUCAUCUCAGUUAGGAGGAUCAGCAAGUACCUCAGUCGGGAUGAUCUCGAUGAGAGCAGCACUGGAUUUGAUCCUCUCCAGGAUGAAGCCAUAGUCAUUCGGAACGCUACAUUUAGUUGGACUACAGAGAUGGAACCAACACUGAAAGGUAUCAACCUGAAAAUAAAGGACGGUCACCUCCUGGCUGUUGUUGGUCAGGUCGGAUCUGGCAAGUCAUCACUUGUGUCGGCCAUAUUGGGAGAACUGAACAAGGUCAAAGGCAAGGUCAGCACAAGGGGACGUAUAGCCUAUGUUCCUCAACAAGCCUGGAUCCAGAACGACACCCUGCAGAACAACAUCCUGUUUGGGAAGCGUAUGGACAGACAUCUGUAUGAUGAGGUGGUGGAGUGCUGUGCCCUGAAGGCUGACCUGGAUAUGCUGCCAGCAGGGGACCUGACAGAGAUAGGGGAGAGGGGCAUCAACUUGAGUGGGGGACAGAAGCAGAGAGUGUCUCUGGCCAGAGCCGUCUACAACGAUGCUGACAUCUACCUCCUGGAUGACCCUCUCAGUGCUGUAGACAGCCAUGUUGGCAAACACAUCUUUGAUAAAGUUAUAUGUAAAAAUGGCCUUCUGAAAAAUAAGACGCGAGUGCUGGUGACCCAUGGCAUCCACUGGCUGCUGGAGGUGGACACUGUGGUGGUGAUGACAAACGGCCUCAUCUCCGAGAUAGGAUCCUAUGAUGAGCUGCUCAGCCACAAUGGACCCUUCGCCCAGUUCCUGAGGACGUACUUCUUGGAGAGUGAAGACGAGGAUGGGGAAGACCCUGAAGUUGUGGAGAUGAAGCGCCAGGUGUUACAGAGGCUGGAGUCGGUGAAGACAGACGAUGAGGUGGAGUCGGACAUCAUGGAAAUGAGGCGGAAGAAGAGAGAGUCUGAGUGCAAAGGUGCAGAUGAAGACCCAAAGGCUAAGGAUGAAGAAGAGGAUAAGGAGGACAAGAAGAAGCUGAUUGAGGAGGAGAAGGUGGAGGGGGGCCGGGUGAAAUGGAACGUGUUCAUGACAUUUGGUCGGGCUGUUGGACUGAAAUACGUUGGCCUUAUCUUCACCCUUUACGGGCUGUACGAGGCGGCGGCAGUCAUCGGCAACGUCUGGCUGAGUGAGUGGACAGAUGAUGCCCAGCUAAAUGACAUGACAGCCCUACCGUACAACAGCACUGAGCGGUUGGACCGGAACAACUACUACCUGGGGAUAUACGGAGCCCUUGGGGCUGCACAGACUAUCUUCGUCAUGGGUUUCUCCAUCACGGUCAGCAUCCGUUCUGUACACGCUUCCCGGAUUCUCCACACUCGCAUGCUGGCCAACGUGUUCAAGGCCCCAAUGUCCUAUUUUGAUACCACCCCUGCAGGUCGUAUUGUCAACCGAUUCUCCCAGGAUAUCGACACAGUGGACAACGAACUGCCACUGACAUUUGAGAUGUGGAUAGAUACAGCUCUCCUGGUCCUCGGCACCAUCAUCGUGAUCAGCUACAGCACGCCCAUCUUCCUGGCCGUCAUCGUGCCACUGUUUAUCCUCUACGUCUUUAUACAGAGAUUCUACAUCCCAACAUCUCGUCAAGUAAAGAGACUCGAGUCAAAGACGCGGUCACCUAUCUAUAGUCACUUUGGGGAGACCGUAUCGGGAGCUAGUGUGAUACGAGCAUACGGGGUAGCUGAUAGAUUCAUAGAGGAGUCUGAGAAGAGGGUGGACAAUAACCAGAGGUUUGCCUUUGCUGGGUUUACAGCCAACAGAUGGCUUGGCAUUCGUCUGGAGUUCCUGGGCAACUUCAUCAUCUUGGCAGCCUCCGUGUUCGCUGUGCUGGCCCGUGACAGCAUCACUGGGGGAUUGGUCGGCCUCUCCAUCUCUUAUGCCUUGGAGAUAACAGGGAAUCUUAACUGGUUAGUUCGUAUGACCUCUGAUCUUGAGACACAGGUGGUUUCAGUUGAAAGAAUCAAAGAGUAUACAGAAAUUGCAUCAGAGGCUCCUUGGUCCCUCCAGGAACACUGCCCCAACCACGACUGGCCACAGUCCGGGGUGGUGAAGUUUGUGGACUACUCAACUCGCUACAGACAGGGUCUUGACCUGGUGCUUCGGGGCAUCUCCUGCACCAUCAACUCAGGGGAGAAGGUGGGCAUUGUGGGCAGGACAGGUGCAGGGAAGUCAUCUCUGACCCUGUCACUGUUCAGGCUGAUCGAGGCUGCAGGAGGGCAGAUAAUCAUAGACGGAGUUGAUGUCAGUACACUGGGGCUGCAUGACCUGAGGAAAAGACUUACUAUCUUGCCACAGGACCCUGUGUUGUUUGCUGGGACCCUGAGGAUAAACCUGGAUCCCUUCAACAAGCACAGUGACGGCCAGAUCUGGACAGCCCUGGACCAUGCCCACCUGAAGACCUUUGUCCAGUCUCUGCCGGACAAGCUGCAACAUGAGUGUGGGGAGGGAGGCGAGAAUCUCAGUGUUGGCCAGCGGCAACUACUGUGUCUGGCCAGAGCUCUCCUCAAGAAGACCAAGAUCCUGGUUCUGGACGAAGCUACAGCAGCCGUUGACAUGGAAACGGAUGACCUGAUCCAGCAGACCAUCAGGUCAGAGUUCAAGAACUGCACCGUGCUGACCAUCGCCCACAGACUCAACACGGUCAUGGACUACGACAGGAUUUUGGUUCUGGACAAUGGCAAGGUGGUGGACUUUGAUUCCCCCCAGUCUCUCCUCCAGCAGCCUGGCGGGGUUUUCUACAGGAUGGCCGAGGAUGCUGGACUGGCCUGAGGCAGGUGCUGCUGUGCGUUGAUGCUGUCAGAGUGACGAGACUGAGGUCAUGUAUGACCGCUGUAACUACAGGAUGGCCGAGGAUGCUGGACUGGCCUGAGGCAGGUGCUGCUGUGCGUUGAUGCUGUCAGAGUGACGAAACUGGGGUCAUGUAUGACCGCUGUAACUAUGGGAGCAGAAGGAAAGACACCAUUGAGAUGUUUUCUGUAAAUAUUAGCUGCCGCAGUGACAACACGUAUUGACUCCUGUAUAUCUUUUAAUAAUAUUUUGAUUGUUUAGUAACGAGCGAAUACAUAAGUUUGGUAUUAAACUGUGGUUUGCCUUAUAUACUAAAUAUAUAUCUCAGUUUUCUGAAGUGAAUCAUGUUUUGUUUUCAAUCUGUAAGCUGGUACGUUGGUUAUGAAGUGACUUCAUAAUGGUCUUCCUGGCUAUUUCCCCACAUUAUUAAUGUGUACUCCCAUGAUUCUGUGAUAGAAGACACAAUGUCUGAAUAUAUUUGGAUUGGAGAAUAUUCAGUAAUAUACCCAAUUUACAAAUUCGAAUUUACAAAUCCAUUCUUUUUCAGAAAUUGCUUCAGUAGAAUUGCAACAGGCAAAAAUGCAAAUUUGAUUGCUACCUUAUUCCUUUAUGGGUUUGUAAUUCAUGAUCGUGAAGAAAGAAAUCCAACACACCUUUUGUCCACCAUUUCCUAAUUUUUAUUUUAUGUUUGACACUGCUGACCAGAGUUUGGUUUAGAGUUCAGCACCAGCAUAUUCUGUCGUUGUUGUUCUUGGUGCCGUUGUACAAAGCGAUCUUAGCGCUAAGGUGAUCGUAACUCCCGUACCUUAACAUAGACUUACAACAGUCAUAGCGCUAAGGUUGUUUUGUACAGCGGCACCCUCCCUGUUCAUUAGUAAGAAGUUUCAUGCAGCUGUCAGGAGGAGGCGGAGUUUUGUCUGCCUUACAUUUGCCAAUUCGUAAUCAUGUAAUUUUAUGACAGUAUGUAUGACCAAAUGUGUUGUUUACUUGUUGUAUACUCAAUCACCUAUGUUAUGUCUGCUUAAGUCUGCAUGGCUGCAUCACCCUUCCCACCCAUUGUCUCUGCGUAUGAUCAGGUAAUCCUCACUGGUCUGGUUAUCCGAGGGGGGAAACGAUACAUCGGUGCAUCGUGAGGUUUCAUUUGAUGAUAUGAUUCACAAUACUUUUUCUUCUGUAUCGAUAAAUUCCUUACUACUUUCUUAAUGACCCCUGGCAUUUUUGGCCAUCAGAUAUCACAAAAUGUGUAUUUUAAACCUCCUCUGACAUAUUUCUUGUCUUGUGUAUCGCAUCAUGACCUAUGUAUCAUAAUACGUAUCAUAUCAUGAUUUUGCUGUAUCGUUUCACCUCUAGACAUAUGGUCAUCUGAUUACCUUUCCUCCUCCAGGGUCACUGGUGGUCAUACGUCUAAGUCACAGUUAUUCACUGUGCAGAGUUAUUCCCCUUAGGCACACCAUCCUACGAUUUUGGGUUUCAAUCCCAGAUUCACCUUGAUUUGUCAGCACCGUACAGGGGCUGUGGAUUUCAAAGUAUUACUUACCUGAAGACUUUCGAGAUUUCCUCCUCUGUUUAUCUGACACACUGUCAUAUAGGGGGCAUGGGUGGCCAAGUCGUCUAAGGCGCCACGAUUCGCUGUGCAGAGUUGCCUCCCUUGGGCACGCCAGAAACCUAUGAUUGUGGGUUCGAAUC
Molecule: messenger RNA, 6410 nt
Organism: Haliotis rufescens (red abalone)
Lineage: Eukaryota; Metazoa; Mollusca; Gastropoda; Lepetellida; Haliotidae
Product: multidrug resistance-associated protein 1-like
Exons: 30
Coding region: 117-4706 (1529 amino acids)
Biological process (GO): transmembrane transport
Cellular component (GO): membrane
Molecular function (GO): ATP hydrolysis activity; ABC-type transporter activity; ATP binding
Source: RefSeq, a predicted model, not a curated record